Molecule: messenger RNA, 351 nt
Organism: Tuber melanosporum (Perigord truffle)
Lineage: Eukaryota; Fungi; Ascomycota; Pezizomycetes; Pezizales; Tuberaceae
Exons: 4
Coding region: 94-351 (85 amino acids)
Source: RefSeq, a predicted model, not a curated record
GAGGUUUCUCCUUGAAGCAAACUUGUCAACCACACAACCACUGACUGCAUCUCAUUGUUUUCCCCACACAUACUGCAUAUCAUUCCAGACAGAAUGCCCUUCGGAAAAAUCUAUUCCUAUCCUAAAAACCCUCGCACUACGGCGCUUUUGGCUGUUGCUAAGGAGAAUGGACUCGAAAUCGAGAUCGUUCACGAGGAGCCUGAUAAGGGUGUGAGUGCUGAGUUCCCACUUUCCAGGGCGAUGAUGGAUUCGUUCUGUCUGAGUGCAUUGCUAUUGCCGUUUACCUUACCGCCCAGAACGAGAAGACCACUCUGUUGGGAAAGACUAAGCAGGACUAUGUGUCAAUUCUGA